UCAGCUGGUUAACGCGAUGGCGCCUCAGCGGCGGGCUGGUUCUAGGACUGCAGAGAGCGGCAGCGCUGGCAUGGAGGCUCGGGCAGAGGCGCGCCGGCGACUUAGCAGUGUUAUCAAAGGAAAUAGUCAAAAGGUUUCUCACCAGAAGUGGCUGAAAGUGGCAUUCCUUCUCUCCUCUGUUGUGCUGGGCUGUCUUCUGAGUGGUAGCUAUUUCUUCAGUGAAGAAGGAGUUACAGAAGUACUGGGUCAUUACGGAGAAAUCAUAGAGGACAGAUUUAUCGAGGUACCCUGUUCAGAGGACUAUGACAGCCACAAACGUUUUGAAGGCUGCACUCCUCGAAAGUGUGGAAGAGGUAUAACAGAUACCAUUAUCAGCAGGGUGGAAGCUGAGAGAAUCCGUAGAAUAGCAGAGAAGGGCCUGUCCCUGGGAGGAUCGGAUGGAGGGGCUUCAAUUCUGGAUUUGCACUCUGGAGCUCUUUCUUUGGGAAAGCAUUUUGUUGACAUGUACAGAUAUUUUGGAGAUAAAGUCCACAAUAUAUUUUCAGAAGAAGAUUUUCAUUUGUACAGUGAAUUAAGGCAGCGAAUUCAGCAACAAAUAGCUCUCUCAUUUGGUAUCAGCUCCUCUUCCAUGUAUUUGACCAAGCCAACCUUCUUCUCCAGAAUAAACAACUCUGAAGCCAAAACAACCCAUGAUGAGUACUGGCACCCACAUAUUGACAAAGUGACCUAUGGUUCCUUUGACUACACAUCGUUGCUUUACCUAUCAGACUAUACAGAAGACUUUGGUGGAGGACGGUUUGUCUUUAUGGAUGAAGGUGCAAAUAGGACUGUAGAACCUCGAGCAGGUCGAGUUUCCUUCUUCACUUCGGGUUCAGAAAACCUUCAUCGUGUAGAGAAGGUCCAUUGGGGCACCCGCUAUGCCAUCACCAUUUCCUUCACCUGCAAUCCUGAUCAUGGUAUUGGAGAUCCAGUUUUAACAUAAUGGGACUGGUGGCCAAAUGUAUUGACAAGAGAAACCCCUGUGCAGGAGGGAAAAAAGAGAUUAACUUCUCAUUUAGAUGCCAUUACAGCAAACUCUUCUAAAUGUUUAUUUAAUGUCAAUGUCAGCUGUUUUCACACACUCCUCUUCCUCUUAAGUGUUGAAACAGUGCCUUAAGGACCAUCUUUCUAACUUAAGGAGAAUUUAAAGACUGCAGAACUGGCCCUGUAUAAAGUGUCCUCCUGCUAAUAGUGGAGGCCUAAAUGUUGUCCCUUCCAUUGUUGCUCCAGAAUAUAAUUUCAUAAUUUACUUUUUGGGGACAAAUGAAUACUCAGGAACAGGAAAAAGAAGAAUUGGAGCAGUUUCUGAUAAUCUUCCAUUGCCUCUUCCUCCACCCUGUCUAUGAUCUUUCUUUCCAUAUACCAAUUAAAUUCUGCAAAAUAAUAAGGAUAACCAAGUAAAGUUUUGGUCACUUACAUAAACUGGAUGUUUUUUGUAUUUCAAACUUCCUGCACAAAGCCUUAGUGUUCUGAAUGUUGUCCAUGUAUCUUUUUAAAAAUCUUUUACUACAAUAUUUUUCUCCUUGAGAAAAGAAAACACGUGCUUUGACUACUGGACUUGCCCGCAGCUGCUGAAUAAAACAAUU
Molecule: messenger RNA, 1625 nt
Organism: Gekko japonicus
Lineage: Eukaryota; Metazoa; Chordata; Lepidosauria; Squamata; Gekkonidae
Gene: OGFOD3
Product: 2-oxoglutarate and iron-dependent oxygenase domain containing 3
Exons: 9
Coding region: 17-982 (321 amino acids)
Cellular component (GO): membrane
Molecular function (GO): oxidoreductase activity, acting on paired donors, with incorporation or reduction of molecular oxygen; iron ion binding; L-ascorbic acid binding
Source: RefSeq, a predicted model, not a curated record